AUGGCUUCAAUAUACAAGGCAUUUCCGCAGCUGCGGACUGCUGCUCCACGCCUCUCACGACGACUCUUCGUAUCUACGCCAUGCCUCAAUUCGCCGAUUCGAUCCGCAGUCUCCGCUUCACGAUCUUCAUCGAGAUCUUCCACCCUGCAAUCGGUGAGGUGGAAAUCGACCCAGCCUCUCCGCAAUACCGCGACCAUUGAGGGAUCGAAUGCGGGGAGGGCGAUACUGGAGGAAGCUGCGACCAAGACUGAAAGCCAGUCGAGCAGCUUCCCCAAGACAACUUCCAAGAGCGUUGCAUACUGGCUGCUGGGGAGUGCUGCGAGCGUUUUCGGCAUAGUCGUUUUCGGUGGCCUGACUCGUCUCACAGAGUCUGGGCUGAGUAUCACCGAAUGGCGUCCCGUCACCGGCUCCCUCUGGCCUAUGAGCCAGGCCGAAUGGGACAGCGAGUUCACAAAAUACAAGGCGUCACCCGAGUUUCAACAGCUCAACUCGAGCAUGGACAUGGCCGACUUCAAGCAGAUUUACUUUAUGGAAUGGGCUCAUCGUCUAUGGGGUCGUGUCAUCGGCAUCACAAUGCUCGUACCAACCGCCUAUUUCAUCGCACGUCGUAGAGUAGCGCCUUCAAUGGCCUGGAAGCUUAUCGGAAUUUGCGGUAUGAUCGGUGGCCAGGGUGCCAUCGGCUGGUGGAUGGUCAAAAGUGGACUCAAGGACGACCUCUUCGAACCUGGAAGCCAUCCCCGUGUCAGCCAGUAUCGCCUGACUGCCCAUCUGGGUGCUGCCUUCACUGUCUACUGCUCAAUGGUCUACACUGGUCUUUCGAUUCUCAAGGAGCAUCGCAUGCUAGCAGACCCGGCCAAGGCUGCUGAGACUAUCAAGGCUCUGCAACAUCCUGCUCUCCGCAUCUUCAGACGCUCCGUCUUCGGUCUUACCGCUCUUGUCUUCACUACUGCUAUGUCAGGUGCCCUGGUUGCUGGUCUCGAUGCUGGUUUGAUCUACAACGAGUUCCCAUGGAUGGGUCUUGGUCUCGCUCCACCCAAGAAGGAACUUUUCGAUCCCUUUUACAGCCACGUCCCAGAUCAAUCGGAUCUUUGGUGGCGCAACAUGCUCGAGAACCCUUCUCUCGUCCAGCUUGACCACCGCAUCCUCGCAACGACUACAUUCACUGCCAUCAUGAGUCUCUUUGCAUACACUCGCUUUGGAAAGGGCGUGCGAAGUAAGCUUUCCAAGGACCAGCACAAGGGUGUCCAAGGAAUGGUUCACCUCGUUGUCCUUCAGGUUACUCUCGGCAUCAGCACAUUGAUCUACAUGGUCCCUACCUGGCUAGCGUCCGCACAUCAAGCCGGCGCUCUCGCUCUGUUGACUGGUGCGGUUGUUUUGUGCAACAGGAUAACUGCGCCACGUCGCGCUAUCCUUCGCCAGAUCAUGAAGCCACAGGCUCCCAGAACGCACGCUACCCCUCACAUUAGUUCGCGACUCGAAGCCGCCAAGGCUGCUGAGCAAUCAUCGUAG
Molecule: messenger RNA, 1509 nt
Organism: Alternaria postmessia
Lineage: Eukaryota; Fungi; Ascomycota; Dothideomycetes; Pleosporales; Pleosporaceae
Exons: 2
Coding region: 1-1509 (502 amino acids)
Biological process (GO): heme A biosynthetic process
Cellular component (GO): mitochondrial inner membrane
Molecular function (GO): oxidoreductase activity, acting on NAD(P)H, heme protein as acceptor
Source: RefSeq, a predicted model, not a curated record